This is a messenger RNA of Colletotrichum destructivum, 2755 nucleotides long. RefSeq lists its product as uncharacterized. NCBI's taxonomy places the organism in Eukaryota, Fungi, Ascomycota, Sordariomycetes, Glomerellales, Glomerellaceae. The record is from RefSeq and is a predicted model, not a curated record. The transcript has 4 exons. The coding region runs from base 388 to 1872 and encodes 494 amino acids.
UUCCGCAGUUGCCAGUCCUAUGUGGACUGAGCCCAUAUCGUGACGGACAGGGGGGGGGGCUCAUCAAUUCAACCCGAUCUCCCACAUUUCUCGCUCAUUCCAUUCCUCCGUGCUGCUAUCUGUCUGAGAUCGAUCUCGCCGCUCAUCUUACAUGACGACUCGCCUCCGCCCGACUCUCGUUUUUACUGCGCUUGUUCGCCCUCUCCCGUCUGCAGAUAUCCGUGGCGAGAUCAGCCUCAAACACAGCUGUGAGAGAGAGAGAGAGAGAAGACGCCUUGAAGCUGCCCGAUAUCCACAAGCGCCAGGAGGACCAGAGCAGACUAGAACUUUGUGUUUCCGGCCACUUUGCCUUCGCUGCCUCAACCUGGAACAAGACGCCUUUGGAAUAUGAGCUUGCUGAUCUCCAAUCGAUUUGUCAGGCAUCAGGAUUCUCUUGGGGGAAGCGCUUUUCGUCCGUUUCCUCCGCCGCAUCAUGGGUUGUCGUCUCUCAUGCAUCGCCAACAAUGGCCGGCACGCGCGCCUGUCCAGGCUCAGGUCCAGCCUCAGAAUCGCGAUCUGGUUGCUUCUUUGAUACCGUCGCACAAUGUCCGCCACAGUAGCGAGCUUCCACGUGGCAGUAAACCCCCGGACGCCGCUACCGUCUCUUCGUCCACAUUGACCGUGGCCUCGGCUCCAGGAGAGCCGAUUCCCAUUUUCGACUGCUAUAGCCAGGAUUCUGCCACCGAAGGCGGAUUCUCGACACCGGCGUCCGGUCCGUCAGUCGGCAUCAUUAACCCAUUUGACCUCUCUGCCGCCACCCCCUCCGAGCCUCGCCAUGUCCUCGUCCGCGUGGAUGGCGACGCCGGAGCGUACCUCGGCAAUGUUGUGGGCCGGCCAACCCCUCUGGAUUCCAACCUCCCGGUCGAAAUGGACGGCUCACGAUCGGUCACCAACGGAGACCAGAUUCAAACCGGCUGGAGCGUUGACUAUUACGGCUUGUCCCGUACCCCAAGAGAGCAUGGGAACGGUAUCGGAUGGCGCUUCCAGGAAUCCGAGGCCGCGGCAGAGGCUCAAGGAAAUUUUGGGUGGCCGCGAAAGUACGUAUGCUCCAUGUGCUCACUGCACUGGAAGGCCAUGCCUUUACCCGGCAAGGUCAUUCGAGGAGAUGUCAGCCAGAGGGACAGGAUCGAUCUUAGAAUCCCGAAUCCGUCAGAUGCCCGGAGGGAUCCGGGCUUCUCCCGGCCGGGGUGCUCAGAGCUGCACUACUAUCUCGAUCAUGAAGGACCCGGCAAUGAGCCAUGCGUCCGGGGCCUAUGUCAAACCUGCCGGCCCGUCUCAUUCUUUCCGGACUCGCAACCAACGACUCACUGUUGCCCGCCGCCGCCUGCCGAGCCGGGCUACCUCAAGGAGAUCUACCGGUGCAUCAUGGACAACUGCUCGUUCUUGACAGACACGCGGCGAGAGAUGAAGGCCCAUCUUCAUUCUCCGAGAAAGAAUGGCCACAAAUCGUAUCUGACAGGACUGGCUGGCCGCAUUGAGCACGGCCAGUCCCUGAGCGCCAUUGAUAAGGAGGUUUCUUCGCGCCUGAUGCUUAUGUUCAACGACAGAGAUGCCCGCGGACAGAAGUCCAUCUCUCAACCCAUCAACACGGUCCUGGGCCCAGAAGACGUCAGUAGUCCUGCCAUCCUGCGAGAGCACACCCAGUGGAUGUCGUACCUCGGCUUGCAUACCCCCGAAUUACACCGACGGGACUUCUUCGACCCAAGGACUAACCAAUGGUACUACCGUGAGUACAAUCUCGACGACGACUUCGAGGACGCAUGCGAGAACAUUCGGGUUAUUUCCCAUGCUACAGGGCGCCCUGUUAAAGCCUCCGACUUUCUCUGGCGCUGACGUUGGUCGCGACUUCUUCCUCCGGGCAGAUAAAUGCUACGAAGGGCGAAGCCGGUUUGCCUUCUAUAGUGAUCAUCAUCAUCACGCAUUGCUGAUCCCCCCCCCCCUUCUUUUUUUCUCGAUUCUUUUUCUCGAUUUCUUCUCCUUACUCGUCGGUUUGAGCCGGAAAAGGCGAAACGCCAUACAUGCGGAACGGAAGGGUGUAUUACGAAUUUUUAUGCUUUGCUAUGACCGACAACAAACAACGGACAACAGGACCUUUGGCCAGAAUUGGCAUCACGCAGUUUCUACGACCAGCGAGCAUAUUAUGGGCUACUAGGCCAUAAUCGGGUGUGGCCCACGCAUUGUUUUGGGAGAUCGGUGUCUUUUUGGGUUUUCUGCUGUCUUCGAACUGAGUGUCUGCUUCCAUUCUCCAUGGACAACGAAGGGUUAUCGGCGUUGGUUGUGAACCUGAAACGGGGCUACUAGGCCCAUCUUCUCUCUUUUUCUCUUGAGCAACAGCUUCCGGCGUUAACUGACCUGCGGCGAUUCGCGGAGAGUCGUGAAGACACCCUUCUCGAGAGUGUAGGGGGGGUCUGUUCUUUGAUUAAAGUAUUCGGGGCGGAGGUUCACAUCACGCGAGAAUUACUGGCGGAGGGAUAUUUUGGGCAACCUGGAGAGGAAAAUGUCGAGGCAACAUUGCGUCUAGCAAUGGCCAAUUUGUGCAGCUGGAGAGUUGUAUUCUAAACCCGGGGAGUGUACGGAACUAAUGGUUCGAGUUGUACUGAAGCCCUUGCUGCGGUGGGUGAGGUGUAUUGUCUGGAUCAGACGAUGAGAGAACCCAGCCAUGAGAAAUAUGACGUAACCUCUCUUCGGUGUCUUGCAAUUUGAAGUUGAAAGGUGU